GCUGGUUCAGCAAAUGUAGUUUCUCAUAAUCAUUACUAUUCUCAUCACUCAUACUCUAAUAACAGUGUCUAUUAGCUAGCAACACUAACUAUUGCUAUUUUUUAACCAUGAAUAAAGGACAUGUAUUUCCUUCAUACAUUUUUAUUUACUUUUCGUUUUUGCGGAAUGGAUAGGGAUAAGUGUUUGAGACACAUUUUUGCUUUUAACGCCAGCUUUUUUUUUUCUGUAGAAAAAAUUUGUCCCGGGUUGUACGCCUCUUCUUUAACUCUUUUCCUCCCAUUCACUGACCAUUUCAACCUAAUGUCGGAAAAGUAUAAAAGUUUGAAAGUUAAAGAACUGACUGAGCUACUUCAGAAAUACAAGCUCUCGACUAGUGGUAAGAAGGAAGAAUUAAUCGAUCGGUUGGUAAAGUAUGAUGAAAAGCAAGCAAUAGAAAAACUCGAAAAAGAGUUCGAGCUGGAUUUUCAAAACGAUACCUCUUCAACAUCAAAAAUUGACCUCGAUGAUGUUGCUUUCUCAUCAAUUCCUUUGGAUACCAAAACACCUCCAAACUUGAAAGAAAGUGUGCUCUCCGAUGAUGAGGAUUUGGAUCUAAUUAUGGACCCACCAAGCAGUAGUGCAAAGACGGUAAAUACUGUAACUUCUAGCACCUCUAUCAAAGCAGCUACGGUGAGACCGGAUGCUAAGACAGUGCCAGCGACUGUUAAAACGGUAAAGUCAGAGAUGACCAAAGCAACGCAUACUGCAGUAAAAACUACGAAGAAAACUACUUCUACAAUCACAACUGCCGACACAGCAACUGCACUUAACAAUGACAGCAGUGGUGCUACCAUUACUGCUACGCCGGGAAAAUCAGAUAUCAAGGAUACCAAAUUCAAAUUCACGCCUAUCACAUUCGAUAAAAAAGAACCUGAAAAACCAAAAACGAAAGAAGAGUUAGAAGCUGAGAGAUUCAAAACUGAAGCAGAAAAGAAAUAUGAAAGAUCGAAGAGAUUUGGAGUCAAGUUGGACGAUACUGAAAUGAAGGAACUACUGCAAUAGCUAUCAAAGGCAAAGAGAAUAAAAAAGGGAAUAAGGCAAAAAAGGAUACAUCUGCUUCCGCUACUGCGGCACUAUCAAAACCUAAGCAAAAACAAAAGGACAACAAUAUGGAUGAGGUCUUGAGAAAGAGAGCGGAAAGAUUCGGUUUACCAGCAUCAACAUCAGCAGAAAAUAAGAAAACGAAAAAAGAAGCCAAGCCUGUCCUGCAAGGUAGAAUCACCAAAAAGGAUAAUGUGAGAAUGAACGUGACAAAAGAUAGCGUUUUGAAUAAGAAGCAACGAAAUUUAAAUCGGCUGAGUAAAAGUACGAUUGCACAAAAAAAGAAGGAUAUUGUUCAACAACGUAGAGUAAACCUGCUCCAGAGACAGCAACAAACCAAUAGACAUAGUGAUCGUGUUGUGA
Molecule: messenger RNA, 1443 nt
Organism: Mycotypha africana
Lineage: Eukaryota; Fungi; Mucoromycota; Mucoromycetes; Mucorales; Mycotyphaceae
Exons: 4
Coding region: 121-1041 (306 amino acids)
Biological process (GO): poly(A)+ mRNA export from nucleus
Cellular component (GO): nucleus
Source: RefSeq, a predicted model, not a curated record